Molecule: messenger RNA, 6730 nt
Organism: Stegodyphus dumicola
Lineage: Eukaryota; Metazoa; Arthropoda; Arachnida; Araneae; Eresidae
Biological process (GO): proteolysis
Cellular component (GO): plasma membrane
Molecular function (GO): peptidyl-dipeptidase activity; metallopeptidase activity
Source: RefSeq, a predicted model, not a curated record
CUGCGGAACCGGCUUUCACCAAAGCACCUCAUCGCUUUAAUGCUCGCUCAUCACACUUUCCUCUCUCAGUCCAUCCGCAUCCAUCGGUAGAAAGCGGUCGCAUUUCCUUCCACGCGCUACUCGAGAGAGAAAUCUGGAUUAAGAUUAGAUACUAACCUAUUUUAGAUCAUGAGGCCCCUGCUCUCCGUAGUAGUGGCGUUGGCGAUGCUUUGGUCAGAAAAAGCAUGGGCUGCCCCUCAACCUCUAAGCUUUAAUUCCUCUACUAGAAAUCCUGAAUCUGAACUUACUAAGUUAUCUUCAACGGAAGAAACACGUGUUGACAGCAUUUCUGAUCUCGCGUCAAAAGUAUCUUCUACAGUCUCGGAUGAACCGACAACAUUUUCAUCAAUAAGUUCAGGACUCACCGAAAAUUCUGUUACACUAACUUCUGAUAAAAAGGAAGCUACAGUUGAAAACAAAUCCGGCACUCUUCCACUUAAACACGAAGUAGAAGUGACAACUGUUAUAGAAAGUAAGACUGAUGAUAAGUUAUCCACUGAGAGUGAAGUUUCCGUACCUAAUGAACCGCAGAGCUCUACUAUUGUGAUUAUAGAUUCGAAGAAUAUUAACAGCAUUAGCUCUACAGAACCCAGUACUUCUUUGGACAUAAGCGAAGGAACUGAAGACAGUGAUGUAGAAGUAAUGACAAUUUCAAAGUAUGUUCCUCCUCUUGACCCAGUAAAGCAUAUGAUGAUGAUGUCAGAUAGGAAAAAAGCACAGAGUACAACACCUGUUGAAGAAAAAUUAGAGACAACAUCCUUUUCGCCAUCUACAUCUGAUCCUCCAGAGGAAAUUUCCACAAAAAGAGAAACUGAACUCAAUAUAGAAUUGGCAGAUGUUACUAAAGAAGAAACAGAACUGCAUGAACUUAACAAAGAGCAAAAUUCCCCUACAUCUGCAAGUACUUCCAAUAUCCCUAUCUUGAUCUUGAAAUCUGAAGACAUAUCAAGCGAUCAGGAAAUGAGAACAGUUACGGAAGUCGAUAUUAGCAGUACACCAGGAAUAAAGGAAUCUUCACCAACUGCUGGAAGUUCGAGUGAAUUAUCAUCGUCAGAAACCUCUGCUGAAACAAAUGAAAAGCUAGCCACCAAGGAAGACCAUUCCGUUAAUCUGAAGUCUGAGAUUCCUUCAGAGAUUUCUCCAACUUCUGAAGUGAUAGAAACUACAAAACUAAUUGAAGAAACUGCAGAAACUUCUUCUAGUAUUCCUUCCACAGAAACUGUUACUGUAAGCAAAGACUCCAAAGAUGAAGAGAGUAUGAUACGUAGCGGUGAAGCUGAAUUGAAAUCUGAUCCUAUAGCUGAUUCUUCGGAAGCAUCAGCACUUGAUGAAGCAUCUGAACUUUCUACUGAUACUUUGAAAAUUAAUGAAGAAACUUCUAAACGUUCAGAAUUAGUUUCGACUGUUGUAUCUACUGAAGUUCCAGAAACAACAUCUCAAGAAGAUAGCACAACAAAGUUAUCAUUUUCUGAAAAUGAAAAACCUAAAAAUGUAAGUUUAGAAGACGAACUGGAAUUUAGGGCAGUAAAACUUUCUUUGAAUGCUUCAAAAGUUAACUAUGUUCAUAAAGAUCCUGAGUUACCAAGUAAGUCUGAUAUUGAAACUGAUGACUUUGCAGAGACUUUAAAAUCUGAGGAAGAACCAGAAUCAACUACUUCAAAUAUUCUUACAACUAUCAGAGAACUUCUGUUUUCCACUGAAGCAUCAGUAGAUAAAAGUUCAGAAGAAAUAACAGAAUCCAAACAGACUACUUUCUCUUCUGAAGAGCCAGAUAUUCAGAAAGUAAAAUCUCCUGAGCCAGCGUUUGCUAUAGAUACAAGCGAUAUAGCUGAUAUGCAACCUGAAACGGCUGCUGUGUUAGAAAAAGAAUCAGCUGAUGUGCUCGAAGUAAAUUCUUCGGAAAUUGGACUUGACAGUGCGCCUGCUAAAGAAAUUGAAUUACAAAGUUCCACAACUAUCAAGCCUAUUUCCGCUGGAUCUGUAACGGAAAAAGAAUCCUUAGAAUUAUUAAACUCUCAAGCUAACAAAAAUGCCGAUAAAGUCGCUGAAACUCUCUCUACUAGAGUGCCUACCACUACAAUAAUUCCAACUGACAAUCCGACAAGUUCAGAAGAAAUCCAAGAGUCUGAAGUAUCUGAAUCAGUUGCGGAAACUACUACAACAGAAACUGUUCAUGUCGUAACGACUGAAGAAUUUCAAGCAGAAACUUUGCCAACAGAAGUGCCUAAAUCUCAAUCGAUUGAAGCACUUGAGAACACUCCAGAAAUUGUAAGUGAUCCAAAGUUGGAGGGAAAACCAUCUGAAUAUGGUACGAAGACACAAGACAGGUACGUGAGUGGCAACAAUACAGACUCUGUAGCAGCUGUUCAGUUCCUUCACUUCCAUGAUAAAGCCAGUUCAGAGCAAUGCUUCAAAUUAGUAGACGCUCAUUGGAACUAUGCAACAAAUCUUACGGAUGAGAACAAAAAGAGACAGUUGGCGCAAACUUUAGAAUAUUCUUUGUUCCACAAAGAGGCAUGGAAAAACGCAACAUCAUUUGCCUGGAAAUCAUUCAAUGAUACCCUUUUGAGAAGAUGGUUCAAGAGCCUAUCUGUGCUCGGCACAGCUGCGCUACCGGAAGACAAAUUAAAUGAGUUUAAUAGAUUGAAAGCGGAAAUGAAGAAUACUUACAGCACAGCCAAAGUAUGUCCAUACACUUUACCUGCACUGAAAAAAGGGCAAAAGCCAAAGGACGCUGAAUGCAACCUCACUUUGGAACCUGACCUCACGCGAAUUCUUACGAAAUCUCGAGACUAUGAUGAACUAACUCAUGUCUGGAAAGCCUGGAGAGAUGCAGCUGGAAAACCUAUUCGAGAAAAGUUCCUCAGAUUCGUCAACCUCAGCAAUGAAGCAGCAAGAUUAAAUGGAUUUUCGGAUACUGGAGACAUGUGGCGGGAAGCUUACGAAAGUGAGACUUUUGAAGAGGAUUUGGAAAGUCUGUGGAAUCAACUUAAACCUCUUUAUGAGCAUCUCCACGCAUACGUCAGGAGAAAGCUCAUUCAAGAGUACGGCAAAAAUAAAAUUAAAGAAGAUGGACCCAUCCCAGCUCACCUUUUUGGUAACAUGUGGGCCCAAUCGUGGGUGUCUCUGUUGGACAUCACUCAGCCUUACCCGGGAAAACCAUCCGUCGACGUUACGCCCAUCAUGGAAGCAAAGAAUAUGACCGCACUAGAAAUGUUCAAGAUAUCAGAGGAAUUCUUCACCUCAUUAGGCCUAAAACCAAUGCCAGAAGAGUUUUGGAAACAUUCACUCAUAGAAAAACCGAAGGAUCGCGAAAUUAUUUGCCAUGCCUCUGCUUGGGAUUUCUGCAAUGGUAAAGAUUACAGAAUUAAGCAGUGCACAGAUAUCACUAUGGAAGAUCUGAUAACAGUUCAUCAUGAAAUGGGUCACAUUCAAUAUUUCCUUCAGUACGCCAGGCAACCCAAUGUUUUCAGAGAAGGAGCUAAUCCUGGUUUCCAUGAAGCUAUCGGAGAUGUUUUAGCUUUAUCUGUCUCAACGCCAAAACACUUGAAGUCGAUUGGAUUACUGAAAGAAGUUGCUGAUGAUCCAGAGGGUGAUCUGAACUUUUUGUUGCGUACUGCUUUGGAUAAAGUUUCGUUUUUGCCUUCUGGAUACCUCAUUGACCUCUGGAGAUGGGGUCUAUUCAGUGGAGAUAUCAAAACAGAAGAGAUGAACACAAAAUGGUGGGAUCUCAGAUUAAAAUACCAAGGUAUCUGCCCACCAGUGAAACGAACAGAUACCGAUUUUGAUCCGGGUGCAAAAUAUCACGUGCCUGGAAAUGUUCCUUACAUUAGAUAUUUCGUAAGCUUUGUGAUACAAUUCCAAUUCCAUAAAGUUCUUUGUGAUGCAGCAGGUCAUACGGGUCCUCUGUACAAAUGUGAUAUUUAUCAAUCAAAAGAAGCAGGCCAAAUACUCAGCCAAGUAAUGGAGCUCGGAAGCUCCGAGCAUUGGUCCGAAGCUAUGAAGAUCAUGACAGGAGGCGCUACAAACAAGAUGGAUGCUGGACCUAUCUUGGAAUAUUUUGAACCUCUGCUCAAGUUCUUAGAAGAACAAAACAAGAACGAAACUCUUGGAUGGAAGUCCGAAGAUUCUACGAUAUGUCCAUAGAGCUUUCGAACAAUACUCAUAAUUUCUUCUGGCUGGCCACACAGUGUUUCCCAAAUUGCAAAUCUUUGGAUAUAUAUUAUACAGCACAUAAAAACAAAGUACUUUUAGAAGGAAUUUUUAUGUAAGACAUCAGUCGUUUCUUUGGACUCGACAAGGAUUUUGAAAUGGUAAAAUAUCUGUAUAUCUUCCCAGGUGCUAAUUAUUGCUUAUUUUAUGCUUAACUACGCUUGAUCAGCUUGAAAAUUUCAGUUAAUUGUUGAGCCUACUUUUAAUCUGUGCCAAUUUUUUAGAACUUCAAGAAAGAAAUACAUUUUGAAUUAUGUAAUCUUAAUGUAUAUAUCGUACUUCCACUGAAAAACUUUGUUUUUAUUUCCAGUUAAGAAUAGCAUUUUAAUGUAAUUGAAGAUUUUAUUACGCAGAAAAUUUUUAUUUUAAUGUUAACUGUUUAAUGACUUUCACGAAAUAAUGAUUUCAGAUUCUACAUUUUGCGAGAGUUACAUUAUUUUAGAACAGAGAAAGUUUAAGAGUACAUAUCAUGAAAACAAUUUAGAAAUGAAUUCUGAAUUUUGUAUUUAGAAUGAAUUCUGAAUUUUGUAUUAUCAUUAUAAGACAGAAACUGCCCAUAAAAUUUAAAAGUAUACUGAGAAUUUUCUGGAAUACUUUUACUACAGUUUGGGAGAGAAUUUUGUAAAUUUUAGAUAGCGAUGAAUAAUUUUCAAUCCUUUAAACGAUUUUUUAGAUCUCUUGUAAAGGAAAGGGAAUGGCAUUUUUAGAACAAUUUUUACUAUUUCGCAUAUUUUUUAACCCUGAUCUCAUAAUUUAUAAAUCGCUUUGAAGCUUACCUUUUUAAGAAAUUUGACCGAUAUAAGUAAACGCACUAAAUAUAUACAUUUCUGCUCUUAGUAUAGAGUAAAUAAAAUAAAAAGUGCAAAAAUUUAAAUUAAAAUUUCCUCAGAAGAGUGUAAUAAAAUUGGAACAAAAUUACUUUAUAGAAUGUAUUUUUAAGCAAAAAGAAAUAACGUUUUUGUAAUUAUAAAAGCUUUUUCAAUGUUUGAGAGGUCUAAGUAACCUACUCAAUUUUAAUUUCUAAUUAUUUUAGCAAAGCUAGCAGUCAUUCCUCCGAUCAAAAAGUAAAUUAUGCCGGCUUGAAUUAAAUAAUAAAUUAAAUUUUAACUGUUAGAAAAUAGAUACAAUAUUUAAAGACCCCCUAGGAUGUUCUUUGUUUUAAAAUUGAAUUUUUGAGGAACGCAUCUGACUGAUGAUCAAUAGCUAAAGCAGGCCAAAAAAAUGGGGCAUAAUAAAAGUUGGUACAAAAUUGCGAUGGUUUCGCAAGCUGUAAUUAGAAAAAGCAUUGAUAUUUUUAAAUUUUUCAUUAAACUUACAAUUAAAAAUGUAUGGAUUUUUGUAUUUUUGUAAGUUUGAAGUGUUUUAUACGUUGACUUAUAAACAAUUUAAUUUAAAUUGAAUCAACAUAAUUUCAGUAACUUAAUUUCAGAGAUAUCAUAUGUAACGUUAAAAUAAAUACCAAUAAUCUUUCAUUUUCAGUAUUCUGUUUCUCGUUCUGCAAUCUGUAAGCCCGUUCUGCAGUCCAACAUACUAUAAUAUAUUUAUUUUAUUUUGAACUUAAAUAACAGUUUAGUUUUUACACUAAGAUCAUCCAAAAUUUUUGUACUAUGUUAAGUUACAUCUUUAUUCGUUUUUCUUAAUUAACAUAAAAUUGCAUAAAUUACUAGAAAAAAAUUAUUUAUACUUGUCAUAAAAUGUUCAAGACCUUCAGAGGCUGCAUUUCUUGAAUUCCUGUAUAAGAUCUCAUAAAACAAUUAUUUCAUUUUAAAUUACUUUUGUUUUUUUCUACCUGAUGUGAGCAUUUUUAUGUUUUCGUCUCAUGAUUCACUUUUGUUUCUGUAUGUAUGUUUUUCCAGUGCAGUUUUAUUAUAAAGAUUUGAUAUAAAUGAAAUAUUUUAUAGAUAUAAUAUUUUUGAGAUACAUCAUAUUUAACAAAUCAUAUUUUAUUUAUUGUCUUAACCAAAAUUUUCAGAAUACUAAUUUUGAAAAUUCCUUAAUCUUUAUAUCAUUAAAUACAAACAGUUAAAUAGAUGAAAUUAAAUUCCUAUGUUCGUGUAACCGUUAAUCGAAAAGAAACUUUUGUAAGAUGUUCAAUUCAGUAAAACAACAUGUGCAAACAAAUAUUAUCAGUAUUUUCUCUCAAUGCGCAACAAUAUGCUGCUCCUUUCUGUACACGAAUGAGUAGGUUUUGUAAUUUUUCUACAAUGAAUUUCUUUCCUCAAAAACUUUUUGAUGUCAAAGUUGCUGUUUUUUAAAGAUGUCAUGGUAUAUGGUGAUUCAUUCAAAUGAGAAUGAAUUUACAGUUGCGAGUAGAUAUUUAUCUACUGCUACGUUAUUCCUUUUUGAAAUGCUGCAUUUGUGUACUUUGGGGUAAUUUUUUAUUUAUUACUGUAUUUAUCCCAUAAGUGUAUUGUAAAACUUGUUGCUACUGACUUUGUAUGUUCAUUGUUUUAAAAAAAAUAAAUUUAAAACAACUGUA